This is a messenger RNA of Lathyrus sativus (Indian pea), 516 nucleotides long. Lineage: Eukaryota; Viridiplantae; Streptophyta; Magnoliopsida; Fabales; Fabaceae. The record is from the annotation of a GenBank genome assembly.
AUGGUUGAUUAUGUUUCGUCUCUUGGGACUUAUUUAGGUCACGUUGAAGGAUUUAAUUUUCACGCCUUCCCUACUCUUCACCAACUUUCAUUGGUUUCUGAACAACAACUCAGGGACGCUGGUGGAGAAGAAUGGCUUCAUUCUCUUAGGAAAUUGGAUCUUCAAGAUGCUAUAUCUCAACUUUCCAAGUUACCUGGAGUGGGUCCUAAACUGUCUGCUUGCACAGCUCUCUACUCCCUUGAUCAACACUAUGCAAUUCCCGUUGAUGUUCAUGUCUGGCGGAUUGCCCAAAAGUAUCUCUUACCUGAGCUUGCAGGUUCCAAGUUGACGCUGAAGCUUUGCAAUCGUGUUGCAGAGGCAUUUGUAACAAAAUAUGGUAAAUAUGUCGGCUGGGCUCAGGCUGUUUUAUUUAUUGCUGGGUUGCCUUCACAAAAGGCCAUCCUACCCUUACAUUUGAGGGCUACCAAACAGCCGAAGCCCGCUAAGAUAGAAAAUCGUGAAGAAGAAUCUGAGUGA